This is a messenger RNA of Puccinia triticina, 723 nucleotides long. RefSeq lists its product as uncharacterized. Lineage: Eukaryota; Fungi; Basidiomycota; Pucciniomycetes; Pucciniales; Pucciniaceae. Gene Ontology annotation, cellular component: RNA polymerase II, core complex. The record is from RefSeq and is a predicted model, not a curated record. Bases 1 to 723 code for a protein of 240 amino acids. The transcript is spliced from 5 exons. Gene Ontology annotation, biological process: transcription-coupled nucleotide-excision repair; maintenance of transcriptional fidelity during transcription elongation by RNA polymerase II; transcription initiation at RNA polymerase II promoter. Gene Ontology annotation, molecular function: DNA-directed RNA polymerase activity; zinc ion binding; nucleic acid binding.
AUGAUCCGCGUCAAUUUUUAUGGCCGAUCAGCGCGAAUCUGCUAUAUCCUCGAGUUGAGUCCGCAUUCUUCUCUCCUCGACCAGCGGGCCAUGUGUCAAAUGAGGUCUGACGAGAACCUGGGUUUUAAAAUAUACUGGCAACAACAGGCAGAUAAAGUGCACAAAGUCUUAACGUAUGCCUGUCGGAAUUGUGUUUACUUUGAGGAAGCGGCUCAGACGGAGGAAGAACGCGGAGAGAAGUGGCUGGUCUACCGGAAUGAUCUGAUGGCCGAGUCCAAAGAGACCGCGGGUGUCACUCAAGAUCUCCAUACUGAUCCGACCCUGCCUAGGUCAAGAAUCACAUGCCCAUAUUGUAAGCAUCGCGCGGAUAUCCUCCACGGGACCCAAGACCAAUCGAAGCGGAACCUAACAACAAUGACAUUGUUUUAUGUCUGCACGUCUUGCAAUAAACCUUUUCAGGUGACUGUUCCAGUCUAUCCCUCCUCGACCAUUUUCCCUGCCUUCCCACUUGAUCUGAAGUUUAGCGCGAUGCAUUUUGGUAGGAUCCGAUGCUCCAGGGAAAUGCGACCUAAAGGCCAAGGCAUAUAUUCAAUGUUGCUCACAUCAAUUCCCUGGCCAGCUGAUACCAACCAUGUUAAGUCGGGUAUGGGGCUGCAGACUCUCCUGUUCUACACCAUUUAUUCGUCGUCCAUCUCGAUUUUAAUCAUAUCAGUUAAGCAAUAA